This is a messenger RNA of Lolium rigidum, 4368 nucleotides long. RefSeq lists its product as uncharacterized. Gene Ontology annotation, molecular function: ADP binding. Bases 1 to 4221 code for a protein of 1406 amino acids. Lineage: Eukaryota; Viridiplantae; Streptophyta; Magnoliopsida; Poales; Poaceae. The record is from RefSeq and is a predicted model, not a curated record. Gene Ontology annotation, biological process: defense response to other organism. The transcript has 4 exons.
AUGGCGGAGUUCGCGCUUGGGCUGACCAAGACAGCGGUGGCUGGGACGGUGAGCAGGGUGAAGUCGGCGAUCGAGGAGGAGGCGAAUCUGCGUGUGCGCGUGCAGGACGACCUGGUGUUCAUCUCGGGGGAGUUGGAGAUGAUGCAGGCCUUCCUCAGCGCCUCCGGUGCCGGGGAGCGUGCCUCCAAGAACCAGGUGGUGCGGACGUGGGUGAGGCAGCUCCGCGACCUGGCCUUCGACGUUGAGGACUGCGUCGAGUUCGUGGUCCACCUGGACAACAAGACGUCGCGCUGGGACUGGGUCCGACGCCUGGCUUCCUCCUUCCUGGUAUGCAUGUCGAUGCCGCCGCUGCCCCUGGACGCGGCGGUGGAGGAGAUAAAACGGCUCAAGGCGAGGGUGGAGGACGUAAGCCAGAGGAACAUCCGCUACAAGCUCAUCACGAGCGGCGGCGAUGAUCAGCAGAUUCUUACACAGCCUGCCGUCGGCGGUGCAUCAUCAUCAUCAUUAUCAUCAUCAUCAGCGGCGGCGGCGGCAACAUUCCAGGCUCUGAGGAAGGUGUGGAAGGACACGGGAAAGCUUCACGACGCCGUGAGUAGCAGCGAUCUCAGCAAGUUGAUCGACUGCCAAGGCAGUGAACUCCAAGUGAUCUCGCUGUGGGGCAGUCCGCAAGCUGAUGCUGUCGGGCAGCUUGGGUGGAAGGCUAUGGUGAAGCAGGCGUACGAUGACGCAGGCACGUGCCGGGAAUUCAAGAACCGCGCCUGGGUAAAGCCGACACAUCCUUUCAACCCGGUAGAGUUCCUCAACACCUUGCUGUGUCACUUCACAUCUCACCUCCACCACUGCCGACACGACGACAUGUCGGAGCUCGUGCAAAAUGUCAGCCAACACAAGUAUCUCAUCGUCCUGGAGCAAGAACUAUCCAGCAUCGCAGACUGGGAUGCCAUCAGACUGUGCCUUCCAGAUGGCAACAACGGCAGCCGGAUCAUCGUCUGCACUAGGCACUUGGGGAUUGCACUUGCUUGCACCAGGGAGCCAUACCAGGUGUGGGAGCUAAGGCCCUUCUUUCGUGAUCAAUACCUUUAUGCAAUUUUCCCCAAGGGUCGUGGACAUCGCAUCGGCAUGGGUGAACUAUAUUGGCAACUUAGACGCCCUGGUGUUGUCUCUUUGUUGUGGAAUCAUCCUGAUGACCGCAACGAAUUUAUGCAACCGUUGCGUGGCGACGGAUGGAGAAAUUAUUUGAGAGGGCCAGAUCCAGAUGGGGUGGAAUUUGAACACUGCUGCUUGUACGACGUUCCUUAUAGAACAACUAGUAUUGACAUGCUGGUCGAGUUGACUGACAAAUUACUUAGAAGUUGUUAUCCAGAAGAAAAGCUCAAGACGAUGAGCUCCCAGGAUAGGAUUGCAAGGAGUCGUAAGCUUCUAACUGAACACAACUGGCUCGUCUGUAUCAGUAUCAUCAAGCGGGACUCCAUGGACUGGGACUUGAUAAAGCGGGAGCUCUUACACGAGUCUUCCAGAGGUUCUAUACUUGUUGUAACAAAAGAACAAAGUGUGGCCAACUACUGUGUAGACCACGAAUCUCGAGUUCUCGACGUCAGAGAUCUGCUAAGGGAUUCCCAUCAUCGUGGACAUGGAGAUCGAGGAGGCGAAAUAGAGAAAGAGGAUAAAUCCAAACCUGGUAAUUUUGUUGGGUCUUCCAGGUGUGCCUUUUCGCUGGCGUUGGAAAAUAACGGUGUGGUGUCUUUUUGGGGAAUUGCUGGCGUUGGAAAGUCAGCUUCGGUCAGAGAAAGGUACUAUGAAGAAAAGACACAUUCUCGAAAAAAGUUCGGCUGGGUGGAUGUGCCCCAUCCGUUCGAUAUGGAGGAUAUGUGUCGGCGAUUGCUUCUGGAUUUUUAUUCGGAUGAAGCCAAGGAAGGUGUGGCAAUUGCUAUGAUGGAAGGCCAGGACCCUACGCAGUGGUGUUCUAAAAUUCUGCAUGAAAACAAAUUCGUCCUUGUUUUUGAUGGUCUGCAGUCCAAGCAUGACUGGGACUUGAUAAAAGCAGCCCUGUUAUCCGAACCUAUUACUCCUGGUGGUACUACUGUUGUAAUUACACGUGAAGAAAGCAUCGCCACACAUUGUACAGUAGGCUCUCGUGAUAUUCACAACAUCAAAGGCCUAGAUGCUGAAUUAGCCCUUGAUCUCUUCACGGAGAUAGCUUUGGACGGCAAGCAAUUGUCUUCCCACGCGGCAGACAUUUUAAAUCUUAUCAUAUGCAAGUGUGGUGGGCUUCCAGAAAUAAUAACUGCUGUGGCGAGCGGUUGCAGAGACGUAAGACUUGUCGAGGGCUCACUGGGGUUGGGAGCUUUGAAUAACAUAAAUGAUAACUUCAUGUAUAUUUUGGAGGAGUUGCCAGAUCUAAAGGGCCUGUUUUGUUGGAUGCAAUCCUACUUUGAUUCUUGCUUGGAUGAACUCAAGCCAUGCAUCUUCUAUCUGUCUGUCUUCCCUUUGGACCAAAGCAUUAGGCGGAGGCGUUUGGGAAGGCGCUGGAUCGCAGAGGGUUACUCAUCUGGUGGUGGUGCUGCUGCUGCGGAAAAGAAGGGAGAAGAGCACUUGUCCAAGCUCAUGAAGUUGAGCAUAUUAUACAAGGAGCAAGAGACAAUAGGAAAAUUGAAAAGCUGCAAGGUCAAUGGUUUCUUCGGUUCAUACAUCAAGUCACGGCCCAUGGAAGAUAACCUUGUGUUUGCACUAGAGGGGUGUUGCAGCCCUAGCUCGGGACUCACUGGACAACACCUCACCAUAAGAAGCAGCUGGGACAGAGACGAGGCGGUAUUCAACAGCAUCGACUUGUCACGGCUGCGGUCUCUGACAGUGUUUGGGGAGUGGAAGUCAUUCCUCACCUCUGAAAAGAUGAGGCUGCUUCGGGUGCUUGAUCUGGAGGGCACUAAUACUUCAGAUGAUACAACUUGUGUAACAGAUGACCACCUGGAGGAGAUGGGCAAGAUGCUGCAUCGUCUCAAGUUCCUGUCGCUGCGAGGAUGCCAGCAAAUCACCCGUCUCCCAGAUUCACUAGGUGACAUGAGCCAGCUGCAGACCCUAGAUGUGAGAUACACAUCCAUAGUCGAGCUGCCAUCUAAUAUCAUCACCAAGCUACACAAGCUGCAGUACAUCCGUGCUGGCGCAAGAAUUGACACAAGCCUCCUCCUAGGGCAAACAGAAACACAAACAGAAACAGCAGGAUUACCUGUCCUAGGACCCAGUGCAGCAGUACCUGUGGCAUUCGUCACUGAGUCAUGGAAGAGGAAGGCACGGGCUUUGGUGGAAUCCACAAGCUGGUGGCAGUGCAAGAAACAGCAGGAUCUGCGCAGGCGCCGCCGUGUUGCAUCGAAUGGCGGUGGUGUUGAAGUUUGUCUUGCUGCUGCAAAGGGGGUAUGGAGGCUGACAGACAUGCAUACACUUGGUGUUGUGAAUGUUGCAGUUGGAAAGGGCGCCUUCCUCUUUCUGGAGGAGGUGAAGAAGCUUACCCAGCUGCGCAAGCUCGGGCUUUCCGGCAUAAACCGUAACAACUGGGACAUGCUCUGCAAUGCCAUCUCAAGCAACCUCCCUCACCUGGAAUCCUUGUCGCUCCAAUUGAUGCUGCUAGAGGAGGAAGGCGGCAGCUUUGACUUUGCCUGCUUCGACCACAUCGCCGAGCCGCCCAAGACCCUAGAGAGCCUUAAGGUACUUUACACGACGACGACGACGACCGGACCUUCAGCUGCAGGCGUUGCACGCAUAAACCUUUCCUGGUUGGCCAAGUGUCCAACCUUUAGCCAUGAGGUUAGAAUAUCAAGUCAAGAGGACAUACGCCACAUCGCUACUCUUCAACAACUCGGAGUUCGCGUAGUUCAUAUCAAGCCCAUCGAGGAGCAUCUCAGUUUUGAGAAUGACCAAGACGGACGUGAGAUAUAUUUCAACUAUGUCGACUCCCUCAAGAUCGAAUGCUCCGGUACCUUGUCACCAUCAAAGGUAACGUUUGGAGAUUUGGUUAGGUUUAAUGUCGAUCAAGUCAGCAUCCACUGUUGCUGCAGCUCGUCAGCUGGUACUAGUACUGCGGGGUCGUCGUCGUGUAGUUUGCAGAUUGCUAAGUUCGCUCUAGAAGGAAGACUCGGUUGUGGCACGCUGACGGUAACGGGUACCUACGCCGAUGGCCUCGAGCGAGACUUGCUCAAUAGCAUCGGGUUGGAACGUUCAGAAUUUUGAGUACCGUGUGAUCUGUGUGUUGGGGGUUGUAGCAUGUGUGUAUUUAGCUGCUCUGGGAAUGUAUCCCCUUUUUUUCUUUCUCCACAUUUAUAUUUCCUGUAAUAGCUGGCAGCCCCAGCACAAGGCUUCUGUAUCAGUUUUCUUUGC